AUGUGCUCGCGCGAUCCUCACUUUUCUCAUUUCAACACGGUCAGUACAGACUCAUGUUUCGACGGCAGGCAAGUUCCGAGAGCGAAAGUGCGGGCGAAGUGGGAUGGAUAG
Colletotrichum costaricense is the source of this 111-nucleotide messenger RNA. RefSeq lists its product as uncharacterized. Lineage: Eukaryota; Fungi; Ascomycota; Sordariomycetes; Glomerellales; Glomerellaceae. The record is from RefSeq and is a predicted model, not a curated record. The transcript has 2 exons. Bases 1 to 111 code for a protein of 36 amino acids.